Parasteatoda tepidariorum (common house spider) is the source of this 7138-nucleotide messenger RNA. RefSeq names its product sodium- and chloride-dependent glycine transporter 1. NCBI's taxonomy places the organism in Eukaryota, Metazoa, Arthropoda, Arachnida, Araneae, Theridiidae. Gene Ontology annotation, biological process: nitrogen compound transport; sodium ion transmembrane transport; amino acid transport. The record is from RefSeq and is a predicted model, not a curated record. Gene Ontology annotation, molecular function: glycine:sodium symporter activity. Gene Ontology annotation, cellular component: plasma membrane.
AAGUUUUACUGCCAACUCAGCUCCGCUCUCCGACGAGGAAGUCAGGAUUUUUUUUCAAGCUUCUUCUUUUACCUCUAGUAGACACAACACCGCAUCUUAUUUAUUUGCUGAAUGCGUUUCUGACUCUCCAUUUAUCAAUGAUCUCAAUAUUGUGAUUUUUUUUUUUAUAAUUGUGACGGGAUUUGUGCUUUUUUUGAUUUAUUUGUGGGAGUUUAUUACUUGGAUAGAGAAUUUAUAGGUCGAAGACAUUGCUUUAGGUAUUUCUCAAGAAUAGUUUGAGAAUGACGAAAAACCAAUUUCUUACCGUGCCUCAAACGGCAAUCUGCAUGGUAAGAAACGAAGCAUCUAUGUCUGGGUACAGAUUAGCUCCGUCUUCGGAUAAUCGGUCGGUGGCGAUGCCACCACCCAACAUAGAUUUACCAGACGGAAACUUUGGUGUUCCUUUCACUGAUGUGGAUGAAAAUCGAGAGAGGGGUAACUGGUCUAGUGGAGUAGAGUUUUUGUUGUCCUGUCUCAGUUAUGCCGUUGGUCUCGGCAAUAUAUGGAGAUUUCCAUACCUUUGCUACAGAAACGGUGGAGGUGCUUUUUUGAUACCUUACGUAAUAAUGAUGCUUUUUGUUGGACUGCCUUUGUUCUUAAUGGAGCUGUCAUUCGGGCAGUAUGCAAGUGAAGGACCUGUUACGAUAUGGAAAAUAUGUCCAUUAUUUCAAGGUCUUGGAUAUGCCAUGUUCAUAAUGUCAGGUUUAGUAGGAAUAUACUACAAUAUGAUAUUAGCCUGGGCUCUGUUCUAUUUGCUUUCUUCUUUUACAACUCACUUACCUUGGAGUUCUUGUGACAAUUGGUGGAAUACUGAAGCUUGUAGAAAGUUUGAUACAAAGAACUGCACCUCUCAUAACGGAACUGUACUGUCAAAUGGCACGUGUGUGCAACAGGUCAAUGUAUCCCCUGAAGACUGGGCUGAAUUCACUAAACACAAUUCAAAGAUGGCCAGCGAUGAAUAUUUUCACAACUUUGUUCUGGGAAUCACAGAUGGCUUACAUGAUCUGGGAGGAAUGAGAUGGCAGUUGGCUUUAUGUUUAUUUGCCUGUUGGUCAAUCGUUUUAAUUUGUUUACUGAGAGGUGUAAAAAGUAUGGGAAAGGUUGUGUAUUUCACUGCACUUUUCCCUUAUCUAGUACUUAUUAUUCUGUUGAUCCGUGGGACUACCUUGGAAGGCUCUUAUGAUGGCAUAAUGUUUUAUCUUACACCAGAAUGGGAAAGAUUAUUAGACGCAAAGGUAUGGGGAGAUGCUGCAAUGCAAAUCUUUUUCUCCUUAUCACCUUGCUGGGGUGGUCUCAUCACUCUUGCAAGCUAUAAUCGUUUCCAUAACAAUUGCUUCAAGGAUGCCUUGUUUAUUACUUUUGGAAACAGUGCCACAAGCUUUUUUGCUGGUUUUGUGAUAUUCAGCAUUGUAGGAUUUAUGGCUCAUGAAAUGGGUGUUCCUGUUAAAGAAGUUGCAGCGCAAGGUGCUGGUUUGGCUUUUAUUGCAUAUCCUGAAGCUGUUGCACGGUUACCAGUUUCACCACUUUGGGCUUUCCUCUUUUUCUUCAUGUUACUUACACUUGGAUUGGGUACUCAGUUCACCCUAAUUGAAACCGUUUCUACCUCAAUUGUGGAUACGUUUCCUGAACGUCUAAGAAGAGCUAAGUCUUACGUUGUAGCCGGUGUGUGCUUAGUAAGCUAUCUAUGUGGUCUUGUCAUUUGUACAAAGGGAGGAAUGUAUGUUUUACAAUUGAUGGAUAACUACUGUGCUAGUUUUUCUGCCCUUAUAAUUGGAUUUGUUGAAGUCAUUGUGAUUGGUUGGGUGUAUGGGGCUGAGCGGUUUCUCAAUGACAUGAAAGUAAUGAUGGGAUUCUAUCCAUAUCCUUACCACUAUUGGAGAAUUGUGUGGAAAUUUGUUGUUCCCGCUCUAAUUGGGUGUAUUCUCAUAUUUUCCUGUAUGAACCUAAAGCCUACUGAGUAUGGUGAAUAUGUUUAUCCUAAUUGGGCUACUGCUGUUGGAUGGAUAUUUUCCCUAAUAUCAGUUGCUGCCAUACCUUUCGUUGUUGUGCUGAAAAUAUGCCAAGCUAAAGGCCCCAUUUUACAGCGCAUUCGUGUCUUACUGGAACCCACAGAAGAUUGGGGACCCAAACUCCAGAUGCACCGCAUGGAAACACACAGUCCAAAACAUACCGACUCUCAAGUGCCCCUUGCUCUUCCAAAUUAUGAUCCGGAUGGUUACGGUGACAACGACUUUGGUGGUGAUAACCUUGGCAGUAAACUCAGCAUUGGUGAUGACAGUAACUCUGAGUUCGAAGGUCUACGCCUCAACAUCCCAUCACACGUCACAGAGACAGGCGUGUGAUCGUGUACGAAACUGACACACAAAAAACUACGUUAGAAUACAUUCUUGUGCCUCGUGUACGCGUGCCACAUCAAGUUCCUGAGUAGGGUGCUUCUCUGUAGAACAGACUUCUGAUGUAAGAGCCCUGGAACUGCCGGCGAAAAUUCAAGAAUAUUCCUGCAAUUUUGCAGCGUUUAAAGUGCCCUUUUUUUAAUGAAAAACCAAAUGUAUUCUAAAUCAAACUUGCAGCUGCGUUUUCAUCUUUUUUUCUCCUUAAAUGUUUGGUAAUGAUGAAAUUUACUUAAUAUGUUUUACUCUGACGAGGCUGGUCCUUUAAAUAUUUUAAUUAAAUUAGACUGAGCUGUGAAGAGUUUUAAAAGUAAAAAUUAUUUUUCAUGAUAAAAAUACUAAUUUAUUUCUUAAAAAUUGGAGUUUAACCAACAACAUAAAAGAAAGGGAAAUAAAAUUGUAAUGAAAGCAAUCUUUAACUCUAUUUAUGUGUUAAAAGACUAUUUUAACAGUAUAGUAUUUGGAGUUUUUGUAUUUUACAAAGCACCAGCCUUGUUAUUGUUUUUCUUAUUUAUUAUAAAUAAAUUUUUAUGCAUUUUAAAAAUGGGUUGUUAUCGAUCUAUUGUUAUUCUUUGGGUUUUAUUUAUAAAAUAAGAAGUUUUCUAAUACUUUAAAUUUUCCAUAUAGUGCUCAGAUUUUUAACAUAUAAUUUAAAGAGAUUUUUAUUAUAUGUCCAAAAUGAGUUUAAGACCUCAUCAGCUGGAAUAGUCGUAGUAUAUAACGUAUUUAGUAAAUUACUUAGUUAUUUUAUAAAUUGUCACACUUUUGUGAUGUAAUUAUUGAAGAUUAAUUUCAAAAAUUGAAGGUACAAUUAUACUUUUUAAAAAAAAUCUAACUUUUCAAGUAAAUUUCAGCAACAAGAGAAUUUUAACAUAACUAUUCAGUUAAAGCAUAAAUAUUUAAAUCUGACUUUCUAAUUUAUCUCAUUCUGUGCUUGUUUACAGUACCUGUAUUUGAUUUAAAAACUUCAAACAUACAUUAAUAUAUAGUUAUUUUUUAAUUAUUCCUUAAUGUUCUAACAUUUUAUCGUGUUUGUUAUAGUUUUAUGAAGGAUUCCUUUUUACUACCGAGUGUUGUAAAACUGGAUUGACUUUUAUUUUAAGUUAUUAAAAGUUUCUACUAAUGUUUUUCAUAGUUGGUGCUUUAAUUUCAUAAAUGUAUUUCCUUAAUUUAUUUUUGAAUUGUUGCAAAAAGUUUUAAGUUCUUCUAAUGUUCUUUUUGAAACAAUUGUAAUGAAAAUAUUAAUUAAAAAUACAUCAAUUGCUUUUUUUUUUUAUCUACAAAUUGGUUAAUUUAAAUAGAUUUUUGGUUCACUUAAACUUAUUUUAUUAAUUAAACUAUAUAUGUAAUUUUGGUUUGCUGUUCAAACAUAGAAACAACAACAAAAAAUAUAUAUUUUGAUAAAUUAUAGUAAUUGAAUGCAUGUGUAACAAGUGUUAUACUUUUAGUUCUUCUACCUGAAGAUAAUCAUCCGGUGAUAAAUUAACAAUUAAACAUAUAUUGCAAUGUUAAUUAUGUAAUUAAAUUGGUUAUUUUUUGCUUUAUAAAUGGAAUAUUUGACAUAUUUAAUUACUCUUUAUGAAACUUUCAUUUUAAAUAUUUAUAAAUGUUGAAACAUACUUGAAAAUUUUUUGUUCUUUAAAGAGGUUUAAAUUUCAUCAUGGUUGUUUUUAUCAUUUUAUAUCACAUAUUCAGUUUUGGGGGAAAAAUAAGUAUGCUCAUAUGUGCAUAAACUUUCAUCUUGCAUACUACUUCUUCAAAUCAUUUUUUUUCUUUUUGUUCAUACCAUUAUCUUGUAUAGAAGUUUGUAUAUAGCAUGUUAUGUAUAUGUGUGGCAUAUGUGUAUAAUAUCUUGAAUAUAUAUACCGUUUCAUAUUACUCAGUGUCUUGUUUUGUUGACCUAUAUGUGCGUUGUUGUCAUAUCAUCAAGUGCCGAAUUACAGCUUUUUUUUCCAAAAGAGAUUGGUGCAUAGGUUGAAAAAUUUAUACCUUUAUCAAAAGAUUUGAAAUUUAUUACUCUGUAAAAUUAUGAUCAAACUGUUGAUAAUUUUUGUUUUGUAUACAUUCAAAUUAUGCUGAUUAUAUCAAUCAUGUGAUUUUUCAUGUUGCUGAUUAUAAUUUAAUGUUAAGUAAUAAUUAUGUAUAUCAAUAGAUUUUUUAAUAGUCUUCACUGAAGUAUUUCUAAAUUCAGUAUUUAACAAAAUUACGAUCCAAGAACUAUUUUGUUGUCAAAUAAUUAUUGAUUCUUUAAUUUCUAGUUAUGGGAAUUCAUUAUUUUGCUGCAUUUUUUAUAAGUGCACAAUGUUGACCCAUAAAGAUAUAGAAGCCAACAUUAUUAAGCAUAAAAUCUCUGAGGUGCUUUCUUUCUUUUUUUUCUUUUUUUUUUUUUUUCUUUUUUUAUAAGCAAUCUUAAGCCAUUUCAUUGAAAAUAAAUACUGAAAUGUAUUUAUUUGUUAUGUAACUAUUAUGAGCAGAAUUUGUGCUUCGUUUACCUAAAAGUGUUAAUCUAAAUUUGAAUUCAAAUUUUACUAGAAAUUUACAGGCAGCACAUUUUUUACUACUGCUAAGAUGUAAACACUAAUUUUAAACUCCAUUUCCCAAUUAGGAAUUUUUCAUUAUUUGAAAUAUCUAUCGAAGUAAAUUUUUGGUUAUUAAAAAACAAUUAUUAACCAAACUUUUAGUAGUUUUGGGUUAAAUUGUAGUUCUUAUUUACUUUGAUUCAACUGACAGUUCGAAUGUUUUCAUAUCUAAUAAAUUUGUAAACAAAUACAUUCUAGCUCAAUGUAGUUAGCUCAAAUAUUUAAGAAAAAUAGAAGCAUUUUUUAAAACCUUAUAUAUAUUGUUGUAAAAAGGAUUUUAGAACUGAAAUUAAAAACAUUUUUAUGCUCAUUCAUUUAUUAAAAUAUGUGCUUGAAAGUGUGUUGCGAAAAUUUAUAUUAAUCUAAAAUUCAUAUAAAAGAGCUUUGUUCAUAAUUAAAAUAUUGUAGGCAGCUUAUUUUUGUUAAGGAAUGCUGCAAUUUUCAAUUCUAAAGGUAUCCACAUUUUGAUUAUCUAUGAGCACUUCAGUGAGAUUAAAAUAAUUUAUUAACCAAAAAAGCAAGCGUUUGUAAUCAUGGAGUGUAGAAAAAAUUAGAAUAUAUUUUUAUGAGAAUUAAGAAAUAUCAAUUUUUCUUGUAAAAUUUGUAAAAUACAUUGCCUUUUUACAUACUUGAAUUAAAUUUAAUUACAACUUACAUAAUUUUCAUUUAUGACUUUUUAUUUACUUGAGAUAAUAGUAAAUUAUUUACUUGAGAUGAAAUCUUCAUAUCUGACUAAAAAUCUUAUUUCAAGAUGAAAUUUAUUAAAAAUGAAGAUAUAUAACUUAAAAUUGAAUUUAUACUAUGUCUAUAUUCAUUUUGUGUACGUAAUUAUAAAGAUGAAAAGUUAAAAUAAUGCAAUUAAAAAUUAAACAAAUCUUAUUAAAUUAUAAUUAUUUGAUACUAGUUUUUAAAACUUUGAUCCUGAAAAAGAAACAUGUGCUUAAAAAGCUGCCAUCUCUUUAUAAAUAAUAUUUCCUGCAAGUUGUGGAUAAUUAAUAAGUUACCAUCAGAUAAUUGAUAAGUCUGUACUGGAUAAUAUUGAUUAGUUUUUAUCUGUAUUUUCAAAUAACUGCUUUUUGUCUAAAUAUUUUUGCUAAUUGAUUGUUUCCAAAUAUUUUCACCAAUACUUGCUUUGUCAUUAAUGUCAGAUCUCAAUUUUCAAAAAAUUUAUUAUUAAUAAUAUAGUGUAAAUUAAUCAUAAUGAGGCAUUGUUGAUGAUUUUAAUGGAAAAAGAGAAAUUAACAUCAAUUAAAACCGAAUUAAGAGGAUAUGAGUCUGUUAGAAUCGGUUUAACAAUUGACUCUCUCUUAAUUUUACCUUGUCUGCACAAUUGUUAAACUAUAGUUUAUUGAUUUGAUCAUGUGUUGUUUUCUUUCAUAUUGUUGCUAGUCAUAUUUCCUUACCCACAUUGUGCUUCCAAAACAUGCAUUAAGCUUAAAUUGUAUUGAAUACAUAUUUUAUGAUUGUGCCAUGUUAAAAUUGUGUGAAUGUUUCGAUUUUUAAACGCAUCUUAUACGACAGAAAUAAAAAAAAAAUUAGUUAUAAAACUUGAUGUUUAUAUUACGUUGAAUCGUCAUCUGCCUAAUUUUAAAUUUUUUUUUUUUUCAUUCAGUAUGCAGUUAUUUUCCUUUUAAAUGAAAUUAAUUUAUAAAUUACUGAUUAUAAAGCGAUGGAUAAUUUUUUGUCUGUAUGAAUGUUUUUAGAAUAACUGUCAUGAUCAGUUUAAGGAAUUUCAUGUUCAUUUUUAAUUUAACCAAACAUUGCUUUACUAACAACAAUAGUUUUGUAUCUUCCUGUUGUUUCAAAACUGCACUACAGUUUUGGAAUGAAAAUGUUGUUAACUAAAGGGUUCACCUGAAAAAAACACUGUAUCCGAGGUUCGAGCAUGUGUUAUCUUUGGUGCAUGCUAUUAUCAUAGUGAUAUCAUACACAUUUAUAAAAAAAAACACAUUCAUUUUCAUAAAAUAUUUUUAAUGUUAAAAAUUAUACUGUUGAAAAUGUUGACUAUGUUCAGUGCAGCAAAGGUGUGUUUCAUUGUAUCUGCUCUCUUUUCUUAAUAGAAAUGUGUAUUGAAGUGGAAUGUAUGAUAAAAAUGUUCAAUGUAAUUAUAAAAAAAAUAUUCCCUUGGAA